AUGGAAAAGAAACCUGACGUCAAAGUGGAACCUGAGGGUAAGAAAACCGGAAAGACCAGGUCCCAGCCUCGUUUCAGGCUCGCGCUGGGAUUGGCUGUGGUCUUGCUGCUUGUGACAUGCGCAGUGGCGGCCGGAGGGCUGAUGAUGUAUUUCCGGGGGAAAUGCGGAAAUAAACGGUUCACCAUAAAGGCCUCCGUUAACGGCCAGACGUUUACAGAGGAGGUGGAAGUGGACCGGGUGAACGGGUUGGUGACGUACCGUGAUGACGUCGGAACUGAGGACGGAGAGAUCAUACAGACUAAAGAGGGACUGUCUGUGCUGUACGAACGAGGUAACUGUUACCUGUUGGAAGACAGAGAGGACAGCCAGACAAGCGGUUUUGACAUUGAGGAGGCGGAGGACGCGAUGGAGGCUUUAGCUGAUGCCGAUGACGUACCCAGUCUUGACGUGGACCAAAUCGUCUUCCUGAACCGGUCCGUACCGGUGAGUUCUGAAGAUGGCGUCAUCCUGCGACCACAGCUGCCCCCGGUGUGCCGUGAUGCUACCCUGUACCGAGUACAAGAGGAGAACGCUCGAGAUUACUUGGGACAAGAAAUCGACGAUAGAGAGAGGAUGGAAACACCCCACGGUCGUGUCAGACGGUCCUUUGCAGAAGUGUGCCCGGAGGGCGGAGGGAUAAGAUUCAGAUUUGUGUAUAGCUAUAACCCUCGCAGACGGUACGCACUUGAAGUUUGUCGCUGUUGGAGUCAAACACACACAUCUACAAAAAGACGUGCCAUGGAGAAGAAACCUGAAGUCAAAGUGGAACCUGAGGGUAAGAAAACCGGAAAGACCAGGGCCCAGCCUCGUUUCAGGAUCGCGCUGGGAUUGGCUGUGGCCUUGCUGCUUGUGACAUGCGCAGUGGCGGCCGGUGGGCUGAUGAUGUAUUUCCGGGGAAAAUGCGGAAAUAAACGGUUCACCAUAAAGGCCUCCGUUAACGGCCAGACGUUUACAGAGGAGGUGGAGGUGGACCGGGUGAACGGAUUGGUGACGUACCGGGAUGACGUCAACACUGUGGACGGGGAGAUUAUACAAACUAAAGAGGGUCUGACUGUGCUCUACCACCAAGGUAGCUGUUACGUGUUGGAGAACGAAAAGGACAACGAGACAAACGACUUUGACAUUGAUGAGAUGGAGGGUGUGAUGGAGUCCUUAGAGGAUUCCGGCGAGGUGCCAAGUUUUGACGUGUACCAAGUCGUCUUCCUGAACCAGUCCGUCCCGGUGAGUUCUGAAGAUGACGUCAUCCUGCGCCCACAGCUGCCGCCGGUGUGUCAUGAUGCUACCCUGUACCGAGCCCACGAGGAAAACGCUCGAGGUGAGGUUACAUAUGUUAAUAAUGGGCUUAAGAAAUCCAAGAUGGCGAACCCCGUCACAGACCUGUUCGUGUUGUUCUUAGUGUUGUUUCUUUUGUUCGUUCUCGUUCUAUCUGUGACGUCAGCGGUCGUGCUGAUUGGGUGGAUGGGGGUCAAGGUUCUUUGGCCUAGACGCAAGGAAAUCAAGAAAGAUGAAACUGACGAAGAAUCUGACUGGGAAGUCGAAAACGACAUCAACGACGAGGCAGCUGAGAACGACACCAACACGAUCAUAAGCAUCGUCAAAAACAUAGAGGGAACUUCGGACGUCACAGAAAACAAAGAUGGCGUAUCUGAGGAUGAAAAUGAAAAAGCAGAAUUUGAAAAUUCGGACCAAUCAGCAAGUAUCAACCGUGUGACGGUCUUACAGUUUCCUGUGACGCAGACGUCGAUUGGCCAAUCAGAGCGACCCAUCAGCAGCAAAAGCAGCGAUGCCGGCAGCAGCGUGGAACCGGAAGUCGAACUGGAUUAUGGGGACUUGUUGGGGCCGCCACCAACACCGGAAGUGGAAGAGGAAAGAGAAGGGGGUGACGGGAAGGAAAAUCUAAGUCUAGAGGAGUAUGAAGAGGAUGACCUUGUGUUUGAGAUACCGGAGGAGCUAAGAUUCUCCCGGUAUCAGUACUUUUUUAAGCGAGGGGAUUUCGACUCCAGCGACGAAGACCGAGGGUACAUGUCGAGCGAAGACGAACUAGACCGAUGGGUGCGUCGGAGAUCCGACGAGUACCGAGCGGCGCCGGGAAGAGACGAACGUCACCGACUGACUCCGAUUCCGUCGGCCGAGAACGAAGAUGUUGCCGAAGACCUGAUAAAGGAGGAAGACAUUGGGGAUGGAGAAGAUGGUGAUGAACAUUUGCCGUUCGCAAACGACAUUGAUGACGAAGUAGUGACGAUAUUAGCCGCCAUUUCGGAAUGGAAACAAAAUGGCGACAAGAAAACCCAACCAAACACAGCCACAACAACUUCAUUCUCCACCACAAAAGCAGAGAGAGACGAAAGCAAAUCUCCAUCUACGGCUUUGACAGAAUCUUCCCUUGGCCUCACAGAGGGAAUCACAGACCACACGGGUUGGAAAAGUCGAAGUCCGAGUCCCCGACCAGCUUCUGGUCGGCAGCAGGUCGUGUUUUCCGCGGAUCAAACAGUGUCAAAAGAAAAGCCAAACAAACAGCAUGACGAAGGCUCUACAAAAAUAGAGGUGGCAGAAAAGCCUACAUUUGGGCAAAAUGAAACACAGAAACCAAAAAGUCCGAUUGCGAGCUUUAUACACAUCUCACAAGAAAUUAAAGCUUCGGGGAUAGACAAGGAACAGUCUGAUAGCAUAGAUACUCAAGGAAACUUGACAUCAAGGGAUCAACCAACCCACAGGCUAAACCCAAUUGCUCAAAAAGCUGUCAAGAAAGGUAUCAACAAGCAAGCCAUGCCAGUUAUUGCAGAACCUAAGAGUUUAGCACAGCACCUUUUUGAGCCAGAAUCAAGUGACGAGGACGAAGAUGACGACUUCCUAUUGUCGUACACGGGAAGACAGUUGUCCACCCCUACUCCUGUCUUCGACAGAAAAUCGCCUGAAGUUGCUGUCAAUCGAUCCCCGUCGCCCAGCAACUCGCGGAGUGGAACUGCUAAUAAACUCAGUGUAGAUGCGUCUGUAGGGAUCAGCAAUUUCAAAGGACCGCCGUUGACGAACAACGAGAAAAUGAAGCAAGAGAAGGCCAUGCUUGGAGAGCAAGAACAGCGGGCAAGAGUGUCACGGUUCAAAGAGAUGCUCAAACCAGCCGUCAGCGUUACUAAGGAACAGCCAAAGGAUGAUGUCAACAAGGAGGAAAACGAAGAAAAGAGGUUUGAGAAGUUUCCCGAGGUGGCACACCCAAUUGCGCAACCGACACCAAUCAAAAUGGAUCCACAACCCAUCAAGGAGCCGGCAAUUUUCACAGCUCCUUCAAAUGUAUGGAGGAAGGUGGAAGCUUCACCCCCCAUUACUGAGCCACAAUCACAAGGUGGCAAGAAAGGUCAUGGUCACCAACUGAUGGGACCGGGCAUGCCGCGGUCUCUCGCGAGAGCCAGCGAGAUUGGGCGAGAUUCAUCCGGGUUCUCAGUCAAGAAGCAUCUAGGGCUGUUCGAGGCCAUGUCCGAGCUACGUCAGGUGGCGUCUAGUCGGCCUCCUUCUCCUAGAAACAACCCGGCUGGUUCCUCUAGAAUGUAUCGCUCGAUGCCGGACUUAGUCACCAUGUGGAAGGGCCUAGAAACGAAAAGCAAGGUUCCAAAACCCUUCCCAACCAAGGCGUUUGUACCACCUGAAUGGAAAGCGCGAAAAGAUCUUGGUGAUGAAAAUUGUACCUCAUCUAUUUAA
This is a messenger RNA of Branchiostoma belcheri (Belcher's lancelet), 3732 nucleotides long. RefSeq lists its product as uncharacterized. The coding region runs from base 1 to 3732 and encodes 1243 amino acids. The record is from RefSeq and is a predicted model, not a curated record. The transcript has 13 exons. Lineage: Eukaryota; Metazoa; Chordata; Leptocardii; Amphioxiformes; Branchiostomatidae.